AGAGCACCUUUCGUAUUAACAUCCGAUAUGGCUUAUGUAAUAAACGGCGGUGAUAGACCGUCAGAAAAAUUCCACAAAUUCGUAGAUUUAUGUUGUCAAGCUUUUAACAUAAUAAGAAAUAAUGGAAACUUAUUUUUAUAUCUUUUUACAUUGAUGGCUUCGUCUGGAAUUAAAGGUGUAACCGCGGAGGCGGUCAAUAAUUUAAGUCAAGCUUUACUUCCUGGGUUAUCUAAUCCGGAAGCUGCUGCAUAUUUCGCACGGUUAAUUGAGAGUUCAUUAAAAUCAUGGUUUACACAAAUUAAUUUCUUUUUGCAUAAUUUGGCUCAAUUUAAAUUGUCAGGUGAACAAGAAGGUGGUGAAUUAUUAUCGUUUGUACCCAAGAAAUACAC
Molecule: messenger RNA, 389 nt
Organism: Onthophagus taurus
Lineage: Eukaryota; Metazoa; Arthropoda; Insecta; Coleoptera; Scarabaeidae
Source: RefSeq, a predicted model, not a curated record